AUGGUUGAAGAACAGUAUGAUGUGGAUGCCUUAGACUUAUUAAUUAAUAUUGUUGGAUUGCCAAUUGCUAAAUCAUCUAAUAGUAGCAUUUGGCCUAUUCUAUGUUCAGAUACUAAGUUUAAAAAAGUUUUUAUGAUUGGUGCAUACUAUGGACAUAAGAAACCUAUUGACUCUAAUAUGUACUUGGAACAAUUUGUGAAUGAAAUAGUUCCUUUAGUUCAAAAUGGAUUUAAAAUGCCAAACAAUAAAUUAAUUACUAUUAAAAUGCAUGGGUUAUUUUGCGACGCCCCGGCUAAAUCAUUUGUUUUGUGUACCAAAGGUCACUCAGGAUACUAUAGUUGUUCCAAAUGUAUAAUUAAAGGUAGCUAUAUAAACAAUAGAAUUUGUUUUCCAUUAGAUACAACUGAAAGUGAAGUUAAUGGUCAUUUACAUGAAAUUAUAGGUUUUAGUGGUUUGAGAACUGAUUUAGCAUUCAAAAACAAUGAUUAUGCCGAUAAUUAUCAACACAGUAUAUCUAUACUAAAUAAUAUUCCACAAUUUGGAUUAAUUUCAAAUGUACCUCUGGAUUACAUGCAUUUAGUUUGCCUUGGAGUUGUAAAAAAAAUGAUCAAUCUCUGGAUAUCUGGACCACUUCCUAUUCAGAUGCUUGCUAGAGACAUUAAAAUUAUUUCUGACAAACUGACUGAUUAUCAGAAGAUGACACCUAAUGGUUUUUCUAGAAAACCUCGUUCAUUAUAUGAUUAUAAGCAUUUUAAAGCUACAUAA
This is a messenger RNA of Macrosiphum euphorbiae (potato aphid), 765 nucleotides long. The record is from the annotation of a GenBank genome assembly. Lineage: Eukaryota; Metazoa; Arthropoda; Insecta; Hemiptera; Aphididae.